Bactrocera dorsalis (oriental fruit fly) is the source of this 2411-nucleotide messenger RNA. RefSeq lists its product as uncharacterized. The record is from RefSeq and is a predicted model, not a curated record. Bases 172 to 2025 code for a protein of 617 amino acids. The transcript has a single exon. Lineage: Eukaryota; Metazoa; Arthropoda; Insecta; Diptera; Tephritidae.
GCGCCAAAUGGAAUAAUUAUAUAAAUAAGCAAUGUAAAUAAGCAAUAGUAUACCUUUAUUGCUUUAUGGAUAUGUGAAAGCUAUCUACACUAUACAAAAAGUUGUAUAUAAAAGCGGGUCAACAUUGACCUAGCUGUCUGUCUUUCAAGUCCUUUGAAGCAGUGGUUUAACAUGUGCUAUCAGCUGAUUCGUGUAUUGUGUUUCGUAAGUUCUUGGCGUUUGGGAGUGAUCAACGCAAAUUUUCAAUACAAUCUCGAGCAUUUUCCGGUUUUGCAAAACGAAACCGCAAAUUUCUCGCGUGGCAUCAGCGACCUCAUUGAGCGCAUACAAACCGAGCGUGCAUUCGUUAGUUACUUUCUGCUAAGGAAGCAUCCAGCCGAUUGCGUCGAUGAACAGUUACCGACAAAUUUCGGCUUGCCAUUCAUGCAGCUGAACGAGAGUGAACGUUCUUACGUACGAGGCACCGGCAGUAGCUUCUUAUUGGCAAUAUUAUGUCUUCGACAACUCAACGAUAAAGACUUCAUGUUGAAGUUCUCUGCGGAUUUGCAGCACAUACGCACUAGACGCAUAUUGGUUAUUCACAAUAAAAACUUGGCGCAGAGUACACAUUCCGAAAUCGAGACAUUCUUUCGUAAUUGUAUGCAAGUAAAAUUUUUGCACGUUAUACUCGUACAUCGCGAUUUCGCUGAGACAAACAUCUUCCACUCAUUCAAUCAAUUUCCCGACUUGCAAGUGGAGACACGUGAUCUACGUGCCACAACGCCAAUCUAUCCGAAUCGCUUGGCAGAUGUCGCAAAAAAGAAGCUGCGCGUAUUGGUCGAUCAAAUAGAGCCGAUUACAAUGUUGUACGAGAUCGGUGAUAAACUUAUUUUAGAAGGUUAUAUUGGUUACUUUGUAAAGACGUUCGCUUUGCGAUACAAUUUUGUGUUAUGGCUGCCGGACGAAUAUGAGUCCAGCAUAAAGCGUGUAAUCUCUAUUGAGGAGAUACGACAGGCGGCGCGCAAUGACUCGAUAGAUCUGGGCGCGAGCUUAUCAACACCGCAAAAGCAGGAAAACUUACAUGAGUACAUCUAUCCGGUUGAGUUUUUUCAGUGGCUAACCAUGUUGCCGGUGGAACCACAUAUGGAAACAUAUUAUUUUUUCAUCUCCAUCUUCACUCCCACUACUUUAGUUGGUAUAUUUGUUAUAACCUGGUGCUUAUGCGUGGUCUAUGUUGUACAAUUGAAACUUAAGUGCCAAACUCUUCGUUGGAAUCGUCAAUUUUUGUUGCUAGUUUUAAUGCCUUGGCAUCUUGACUUACUACGCGGUUUGCUAAAUCAGUCAACCGAUAUGCGCUUGAAUUCCGCCACUCGACGCAUUAUUUUCAUACUAGUUUUUGCGCUCGGUGGUGCUCUGAAUAAUUUUUUCUCCACAAAAAUGGUGAACUGGUUAACUCUGCCCCCACAAAAAAAACCAAUUAAAAGUUUUGAAGAUGUUACUGAGCGCAAUCUGCAGAUACAGAUCGCCGAACCAGAUAUAGCUGAGAUUAAGUUCUAUCGUGGUGAGCAGUUUUGGAAGAAGCAUGCUCACAGCUUUAAAGUGGUGUGUAGGUAUGAUGAGUUUCUUGGUAAUAUACGUAAUAUGGAUACACGUUAUGGUUAUUUGAUAGACACCUUAACUUGGCCGAUAAUCGCACAACGUCAAAUGUACUUCAAACAUCCGUUAUUUCGUUUAUCCGAAAGUCUUUACUAUACGAAGGGCUCACUUCUCAGUUUGCCGAUAAGUGAGAAUUCCAUGUACAAAGAUUUGUUGAGUGAAUUCGUCAUGCGCUCACGUGAAUCGGGCCUGUUAGGUUAUUGGUAUAGUAGAACAUUCUACACAAUGGUCUCCAUUGGACGUUUCAAUUUUACAGAUCUUAGUACGAACCAGAUACACGAAAUGUUAACUUUGAAGGAGUUCGAGUGGGUUUGGAUCGCGUAUGCUGUUGGAGUUGGCUUCAGUGGUCUCGUUUUUAUAUUAGAAUGCAUCUGGUAUUACAAAGUGUAAUGCAUAAUACUGCUAUUGUGAUUUCUUAAAGAAUAUUAUUGUGCUUUAAGAAGUUCUUAAAGUUGUAUGAAUAUAUGUGUUAUUAAUAUGGUGAAAAUAAUAUGUAUUGUACUAUAUAUUACACAUAUGUAAUAUAAAUGUUAUAAGUUGACAAAUAGAUAGAGAAUUGAUGGUUGAUGGAGGUCUUAAAAUGUUUUGGCUACUGUAUUGGAGAUAAAGCGUGACAAUGCUAGCCUCGUACCAAAAGUCCUGAAUCUUUUGCUAAAACGAACAGGAAAGGUCGAAAACGAGAUCCUUGACAACGUAGCUGAAGAUCCCCAUUCGUCAACCGCAUAAUUAGUGUUAAUGAGACGUGGGUUUAUGAAUAUGACGUCGAAACGGUUCAA